CAAGAUGGGCGAACCUCGCCGGGCAGUAGCUUAGACUCUACCUACAAGACAACACAUACACUAAAUGUUUCCUAACCACAAGUAAAAAUUAAUUGUACAUUUAUUUUAUUUAAGGGAACACAAACUCUAUUUUUGUAACAUGCUGUAUUAGUAGUGCUUCGUGGAAUUUGUACGAUAUUAAAAAGGUGCGAGGCCACACGCGCGAUAUAUAACGGACGAGAAGACGACGGAAAGUACGAAAAAAGAUAGAAAGAUUUUCGCGAUAACUGGAAGAUCUAAGUGCGAAAGAAGAAGAAGAAGAAAAGGAAAACGAAGAGGAGGGAUAAGGAUAAAGGAAGAAGACAGUGUGAUUGGAAAGAUACGCAAACGAAGGAUCUAAGAUAAGGACUUAAGGAAGACAGUGACCGAAGCGACGAGGACAACGAUAAAGGGAACAAUUCCGACGAAGACGGCAACGACGUGGAUAAGAACGAUCGUACCGCAACAGCAGCCACUAUUGGUUGAAAACGACACCGAAAUAGGUGAUAAUCUCGCGUAGUCUCUCCUGCUCGUUGUCUUAGUUCUCGGUGUAGCCUAACUGAUUCUCUCGAUGUGGUGCGUGUUUUAAUAACGAAUUACGACGUGGAGAAAAGUGUUCGACCGAUAAUAGUAGUGAAGUGUAUAAGCCGACACACCCUCUUGACACUCGACAUCCGUCUCAUAUCGCCAUCGGUUCAGGCUCUCUACCCUCUUCUUUCCUCAUCUUUCUCGCUCUUCCUCACUCCAUCCUUUGGCUACAUUUACGUAGUACCGCGUGUACAUUCGGUCAUUGCAACAGAAAGCCGCACACACCACGUCCCUCUUUCUCUUUUUCUCCUCUGUCUCUUCCUUACGUCUCAACCCCUCAGCUCUCGUUUUCUCUUCCCUCUCUCUUUUUUUUCUUUCUCUUUCUCUAUCCAGCUCGUCCUAUCGUUUUUUCUUCUUUCUCUUCUCUUUCUUUUCUGCAAAGUGAUUUAUUGUUGCGCUUUUCGCAUCGGGUUUUGUCGGUAUUAAAACUAUACCGACUGACUUUGACUUUAUUGCUGUCCCUUCGCGUCCAUAACCAUACAUACUGUACUUCGUCCUAGGUUCUACCCCCUCCUCGACAACCCUCCUCGUUCUACGAAGCGUCUCACCCACACUUAUAUUCAUCAUCUCUCUCUUCCUUCCUCACUCUUUUUCUGCCUCCGCUCCACCCCGGUUUAUCGGCCGAUCGGAGUGCAAAUUCGUUUCGUGACCGUGCUGUGUUGGUUCUUUGCUUGCAUCUGACCAGUGUGGAAGAGAUAUCGUAAAUCCGCGGGUGACGCUGCUUUAACGGCCGGGCAACACCAGCCUGAAGAAACCAGCAACGACCUACAAGUACGAAAUAAGAGGAGAGACGAGAGACACACGCAUUACUCGUAAUAAUAGGACAACGGCACAGCGUAUCGUUUCGAGCGGGCGCCACGAGCGAUAAAACCGCUAACAUGUCCGUGAGAAUGGAAAACGUAGCCGCGCCAAGAAAGCUCAACUAUAAAAUGAUGGGUACGAAUGGCCCUAGACCGGCGUACGUGGGUGCUAAUAAUGGUAAUGCCGGUGGCGCCGGGGGUGGCGGUGGUGGUGGAGGCGGCGGCGGCGGCGCUACGGGCGGUGGCAUCGGUGUUGGUCCGGCGAGCGGCGGCGGUGGUGGAGGUGGUGGUGGUGGUGGCGGCGGCGGUGGUGGAGGCGGGCAUGGAUUGAAAGGGAACACCGGCGGCGGACCACGAGGUGGGAACCCCGUGCAGUAUCGCGCGAGCAGUGCAGCGGCUUGGGGCGCAGCGCCGCCCUCUCAUGCGGCUGCGGCUGCGGCUGCGGCGGCGGCUGCCUAUCCACCGUACACGCGGUAUCCAAGCGCAGCGGCUGCAGCUGCGGCGGGCCAGAUGCCUGUCGGAGCACAGCAACUACCGCCUACGGCGAAUCCUUACGCCACCGCCACCUACGCACAGCACGCGUCGUAUGGUGGACAACGGGUACCUACAGCUUCCUCUCCAGCUAACACUAAUAGUAGUUCCAGCAGUGCUACCGGCAGUCGAAGCGGGACAAUGAGCACAAGUCUUAGCAAUAAUGCUAUACAAGGACAACAGGCAGAACAGCUAUCAAAAACAAAUUUGUAUAUUCGUGGCCUCAAUCAAAAUACAACUGACAAGGACCUCGUGAACAUGUGCUCUCAAUAUGGGACUAUCACUUCUACAAAGGCAAUUUUGGAUAAAAAUACGAAUAAAUGUAAAGGUUACGGAUUUGUAGACUUUGAGUCACCAGUGGCGGCAGAGGGUGCUGUGAAAGCACUGGUCGCCAAGGGCAUCCAAGCGCAGAUGGCGAAAGUGGGUAUCUGGUUGCUCCCUAGACUGCCCAGUGUACGUUGGUUGUGCAUGCAACAACAGGAGCAAGACCCCACCAAUUUGUAUAUUGCAAACCUGCCACUGAGCUUCAAAGAAAAUGAUGUUGAGGGUUUACUUGCUCAAUAUGGGCAAGUUAUUUCAACACGUAUAUUACGUGAUACAGCUGGACAAAGUAAAGGUGUUGGAUUUGCAAGAAUGGAAUCUAAAGAAAAAUGUGAACAAAUAAUUCAGAUGUUUAAUGGAAAGGCACUACAAGGUGCUAAAGAUCCUUUACUGGUAAAAUUUGCUGAUGGUGGUAAUAAGAAAAAAUCAUUAUACAAAAGUACAAUAUGGAGAGAAACUGGAGAGAAUAUAACUUUGAAUUACGAUACAAGCGGUGUUGGCCAAAACGGGGUUGCAACUACUCACAUGCUACCUGCAGCCACCUUAACACAAUAUAGUCGUCAUUAUGGUCAAGCUUUACCAGGAUACAGUGUGCCAGGAACGCCCUGGGUGACUCCUUACUUGGUGCAGACUGCCCCUCCACACAUGCAACAGGUCGACAUGAUGCCAUCAGCUGAUCCUAGUAAUCCACAAUACAGUAUGAUUCCUCAACUAACUACACAAAUGUCUACGUUACAUCUUGGCACUGGUUCCUACAUAGCAAGCCCACAUCCCUAUCCUUAUACUACUUAUCCUCCUAGCAUUAUUCAUACCAUGCCACUGGGUGAUUCUGAACAAACAAGUAAUGCAGCAUCUCCUGAUGAUUCUUACCAACAAUACCAAGCUCAGCAGCCCAAGUAGGCUAUGAUUUUUAGGUUUCCGUUUUUUUAACAUUUCAGAUACGAUUACACAGAGGGUUAUGUAAGUUAGGAGAGCCACACCUGUCGUUAUGGAGGACUAUAUUAAUGAAGAGUAGAUAAGGCUAAAUACAUUACAUAAAGUCAGAUAAGAUUCUUCCUCAUGAUAAUUGACUUGCCAGCCAUCUUUUAUACAUUUUAUCCAUCAGAUAAAUAGGUGAAAGUAGUUAAUAUUUUCCAACGAUUAGAGAAUGAAUGUUGUCAUAAGAACGGGGUACGAGUGCUCGUGUCAUCUACAUUGUUCGGCACUAGCACGGCUCCAUACGUUGUAACGCCAACACAUCAUUACGACAGUGACAAAACUGAUAUUCUGCGACGGACAGUUUAGUGUCAAGCUGAUAGGCUUCCAGGAUUAACUUUAGGUAUUACAUUUACUAAGAAAAUGAUAAGUCGAAGCCGAAGGCUUUGAGAGUGUGAAUAAAAUAUUUUAACAAAAACUGUAAACUAUAAAAGAAACGCUGCUCAGAAAUAUACAAAGGAGAAUUCUUCCCAAGAAAUAAUAAUAAUAUACAGAAAAAAGCACUUCCAAAUGCUAGAAUUGAUAAAAAAAAAAAAACAUUCAGAUUCGGUUACUUAUAAUCAGUACCUACCGGACUUUCGUGCCAGCUGGCUGGCCGGUGGCUGGGCUGCGAAGAGAAGGGGUUGUGGAUCAGUAUUUCUUUUUCACAGAAGAUACUGAAGAAAAGAGCUCUUCCUUAACAGCGCACACCACCCCAUCCACUAACUGCACUCUCAUCAUAUUAUUUCUUUUUGUUUUCUUCUGUUUCGUUCAGACAUUCCAAGCCAGGCACAUAUAUUGUAUGUAUGUAUUGCCACGCGGAGAUUUUUAUCUACUUUUACAAGUACAGUUCGCGUUCUCUUUUUAAUCACGGACGAAUAUAUUUUAUGGACGAAAAAGAAGUGAAGAUUUUAAGGGAGAGAGAGAGAGAGAGAAAGAGAGAGAGAGCGAGAGAGCGAAAAAGAUGAAGCUUUAUUUCUAAAAGAAAAAAAAACUUCAGGAUAUAUGUAAUUAUUGUAACAAGAAGGAAAGGAACAUAGUACUUUUUAGAAGAUUUAUAUUUAUGAGUACAGUUACUACGAAUCAAUAUCAGUUUUAAUUGUACAGUGAAUACAGAUAUUUUUUUUAGAAUUGUGCCUUUUCAGACAAAUCCGCUAGACUGGGAUAUGCUGAAAAAUAUUAUAAUAUAUUUUUACGUCGGUAUGUAAAUGCGAAACUUGAGCCAAAUUUUGAUCUUCUAGUUAAGAGAAUAUAAUUGUUUUUACGUUGUAGCCAGUUAAAUAUCACUACGUUUGUUUUUUGGUUAUGAAUUCGAAUAGAUUUUGUAUGUGUAUAGUUGCCACUAACGGGAUUGACGGACCGAAAACAUCUGUACGGUUCGUACGGAGUCUAGGAACAAAAAAAAAUGAUAUGAAAUCAAAUGGCGGAUCAUUGUUAACUGAGACUAAUCCAUACCGCCCCAAAAGAAAAUAAGAGAGAGACAGAAUAGGCUUGUUACAACGGAAUACGAUAGAUAGAGUGUAAAUUAAUUUAUUAUAUCGAACAAACGAAUAAAAUUGCGUUGCAAAUGAAAACGAAAAAGAUAAUGGGACUGGAGUAGAACGAUAGGCGAGAGGAUCGAACGCGAGGAAACAAAAAGAAACGCAAAAUACAGAAUAUAAGUUGAAGAUUUUCUAUCUACGCGGUAUCGAGAGAGAGAGAGAGAGAGAGUGAGAGUGAGAGUGAGAGAAAACGGAGAAGUGAGAGAUUUAAAAACAAAGAAAAAGAAAAAACACCCUCCUCUCCUGCGUUCCUCUAAGCCCGUUUUUACAUCUGGCACAGUUUUCACGUUGUCUGACUUAGGUCGAGUCGAGGAACGAUUAGCAGAAAGCUUUCUACCAAAUAUUACGAGCUCCGGGCUCGAAGUGGCGGGCAGGUAGUUAGAUAGAGUUAGAGGCGAUCGUAGCUAUUAUUAUAAUAUUACAAUAAUAUGCUGUAUUAUUAUAAUUAAUGAUUACUAUUAUUGACGUCAUCUAAAGUAUGAAAGAUUUUUACACUGUUGAGACUUGAAGUAAAUAAUAUAUUUAGUUUAUUUUGGUACAUCACGAUUUGAUGACAAGAGAUAAAAGAUGAAAAAAGUGGUAUGAACUAUUUUUUAAGAGACCGAUUAUUACUCGAUUUGAGUCCACGCAUUAAGGGAGAUAAAAAAAAAGAAUAA
Messenger RNA from Bombus pascuorum, 5409 nucleotides. RefSeq names its product protein alan shepard (gene shep). Bases 1485 to 3158 code for a protein of 557 amino acids. Gene Ontology annotation, cellular component: nucleus; cytosol; ribonucleoprotein complex. Gene Ontology annotation, molecular function: mRNA 3'-UTR binding; poly(U) RNA binding; poly(A) binding. Lineage: Eukaryota; Metazoa; Arthropoda; Insecta; Hymenoptera; Apidae. The transcript is spliced from 11 exons. The record is from RefSeq and is a predicted model, not a curated record.